CACGACCGCGACCAACACCACCGUAGCGGCAAAAUCCAUCACACACCCCCAAACCAUGUCGUACCCGGGGACUAAGCCGGACUGCCUCAAAUAUACACUCCUCCUCCCCCUUCCCCAUAUUCUGUCUCUUCUGCUGUUCCUCGUACAAUCAUGAGUGAUUGCAAUUCCUCACCACCCUCGCCGGUUCUUGCCAUGCCACCACCUCCUUCCCGAUCUACCCCCGAGGCUUCUGCAACAAUCAUGUUGGCAGCUACCGCUACAUCACCAACAAUGAACACACCUACCCUCAUCAUGCCCAUCCUAUCAGAAGUCCUAGAACGCCUAGGCUUGGUCGAGUAUUCAGAUGCCCUUGUAGAGAACGGUUUUCGCAACUGGGAAACCGUCUUGGAUAUUACAGAAGACGACCUCAUCGUCCUCAAUUUCAAGCUUGGACAUCGACGUGCCCUGCAACGAGAGAUUGCAUCUUUCCGCGGCACACCCACCUCAUUGUCAUUGGAACCCGACAGCAACCCCAGCGAACAGACAUCUCUAUCCUCCUCGGCACUGGAGUCGCUGUCAAGACAGAGCGCAACACCCCCCGUCCGAGAGAAGAGGCGGUACAGGCGACACCCGAGGCCUGACAGCAAUGCGCCCAAGAAGCCAAAAACUGCCUAUGUCAAUUUUGCUGACCAGCUCCGCACGGAUCCCGUGGUCAGCGCGCUGUCAUUUGUCGACAUUGCUCGCGAGGUAGGUAGGCAAUGGCAGGUCCUACCUGCAGAGAAGAAGCGCGUCUGGGAAAGCCAUGCAGCGCGCACAAUGCAAGAAUACGAGGCCCAAAUGGACGAGUACAAGAAAACAGACUCCUGGCGCAAGUAUCAAACCUAUCUUGCCGACUUCAGGAUACAGCAAGCACCCUCGCCCGUGUCAAAGCUUACGCGUCCCACUGCACCUCGUGUGGACUCUUUCAUUCGCACAGAAUCGUCUCGUGCUAGCUCAGCAUCGUCCGACGGCCCUGGAUCGGCACCCUCUUUCCAGUCUACAGGAACAGAGGCCGAAGUAUGCUACAGCGCCCUCACGCUUGCAUUCAACGAGCUCGUCUCGUUGAGGGGCGAAAUAUUAGACCAAGGCGUGAGACCCUACGACAUUCACCAUCUACCCGCCGAGGAUCUAAUGCGGCGAGCAAUGUACGCCUUCAUUCGCGGGACCGGGUCUCUCUUGUACAUGUGGACGUACAGCCAGGCCGAUGACAUUCUAGAACAGAUCUACAGGCCACAAAGGCCCGUGGACCCAAUGGCUCUCGCGGAAUGCUUCACAGUAGCUGCCAUGGGCGCGCACUACGACAUUGACUGCUUUCCUGAUCGCAUAAGGAAGACAUUGUAUGCAUCGGGAACAUUGCACUUCCACGAGAGCAGCGCGCGGUUGGAUUACAUGCGCACGAUGAGAUUGCUCCUUUCCAUGUCUUUUUAUGCCCUGCUCGAGAAGCACAUGAGCGCGCGCUAUUUGAUUGCCGCCGGUUUGCAGAUCGCACGCCUGAAGCGUCCAUCAUCCCGAUCUGGGAUCGAUGGGAUCGGCGAUAAUUGGAGACGGGUCUUUCGAAGUCUGAUCUUCAUGGAUUGCUGGCUCUCAUACACUUUAGGGUACACAUCAGAAGUCACGCAAGAAGAUAUAGCAGUUGCUUGCACGUACGAGCAACACAUGCUAUCCAUGGACGAAACCAUUCAUAUCCAGACGAGCAAAAUCAAUCUCGUUGCCGCGGAGAUUUCCAAAACUCUUGCAUCUCCAGAACUCGUCACACGUGCCAACAUCGACAUGCUUAUCAGCAAGCUCGAAGCCUGGCGGGCAGAGGUGCCACCUGCAUUGCAGCUCGCCGUUCUCACGUCAAAUACUCUGUCCAGUCUGACGCUGUACCAAAGGCGAGCCAUACUGAUGGUACAUAUCAUGUACCUUGGCGCUCUGAUACUUGUGUACAGGCAGUUGCUGAUAGCAACGGCGGAGACGCAACUCACUGACGGUGCUGCCUGGAACAUCGAUGUUUCCGUGGAAGACGCCAAGAGAUAUCGUUACGAAUGUGCCAUGGCUGGACAGCAAAUUGCCCGCAUUCUCAGCCUCAUAUCCUUUGACGGCACACUCACCAGGCGGUGCUGGAUCAUCAUCUAUUGGGCGUUCAACGCAUCCAUUGUGCUCCUAUUCAGCGCGACGACGAAACUCCUAGAUGGACAACCCGACGGAGUAGAGAUUGAUCUCGAUUACGCCAAAGGCUGCAUGGACAUUCUAGAAUCAUGCCGCAGCUUCGAGCCCAUCGCCAGCCGGUAUCUCGACAUGGUGUGGCCGCUGUACGAUUCCCUCCGAGACAUCCACCAACGCAUGGUUGGCCGGGCUAAGACGCGCAUCUUCAUGCUCCUCCAGACAGAUCCGUCGAUGCUCAGCCCGCCAGUUCCCUUCAGCAAGGCUGAAAUGACGCCCAUUUCGGAGAAACUGAGCGCACUCAUCACAGACCCGUUCGGAAGGAAACAGCCAGUGGACGACGGCGACAGCACGAGGCGUGUUCUGAAUGCAGAUGGGUCGUGCUCGGUGUUCUGGUGGAGAUAGGAAACUCAGCCUGUUAGUUUGGUAAAUUUUACCAUGCUAUUGGAACUGCACAGGACGCGCAUGCAUCCGCGCGGCGACAUGAGGCGAACGUGUGCCUGCGUCUGAACUACAGAUGCUGCGGAAGCGAACAUCGCGUGGCUUCCCAUCUUCCAGGGCUAUGGAACCUAGACUCUCGGUUCUUUUCACUCUGAACA
Molecule: messenger RNA, 2762 nt
Organism: Aaosphaeria arxii CBS 175.79
Lineage: Eukaryota; Fungi; Ascomycota; Dothideomycetes; Pleosporales
Exons: 6
Coding region: 151-2568 (805 amino acids)
Biological process (GO): regulation of gene expression
Cellular component (GO): nucleus
Molecular function (GO): protein binding
Source: RefSeq, a predicted model, not a curated record